AUGCACUUAUGGCUUGACUAUGAGAGCAUAACUCCCUUGAUAUUGCUCGAUUAUCUAUAUAAGAAAGCGCCAACCAUUGAUGGAAGCUCCCCUGUGGCUUCUGGGCUUCUACUCACAGAUGAAACUUAUGAAGAUAACAACUUUGCGUAA
This is a messenger RNA of Sclerotinia sclerotiorum 1980 UF-70, 150 nucleotides long. RefSeq lists its product with no specific name. NCBI's taxonomy places the organism in Eukaryota, Fungi, Ascomycota, Leotiomycetes, Helotiales, Sclerotiniaceae. The transcript has a single exon. The coding region runs from base 1 to 150 and encodes 49 amino acids. The record is from RefSeq and is a predicted model, not a curated record.